Messenger RNA from Psammomys obesus (fat sand rat), 4908 nucleotides. RefSeq names its product methyltransferase 13, eEF1A lysine and N-terminal methyltransferase (gene Mettl13). NCBI's taxonomy places the organism in Eukaryota, Metazoa, Chordata, Mammalia, Rodentia, Muridae. The coding region runs from base 251 to 2350 and encodes 699 amino acids. The record is from RefSeq and is a predicted model, not a curated record. The transcript is spliced from 8 exons.
AGAGUAACAGCCAAGAGUGUGGGGCUGCCGCACGUGGGGUGCGGGCUUAGGGUGCAAAGAAGGCGGUGGCGCGUGGUUAGGUCAGCGGUACGCUCGUGCGUCCCCUGCACAGGGGCGUUGGGUUGGGUUUUGGGUGCGGAAGGAGUCGGUGCUGUGUGGAGUGGCCAAGGUUCCCGCUGCCGCAUCCCGGUGUGUCCCGGGGUGACCUGUCACCCGGAGUAGUCUCGGAGUCGCAGCUCGCUGUGGCAAUAUGAAUCUCUUACCUAAAAGCUCCAAGGAGUUUGCCUCUGUUGACUACUGGGAGAAGUUCUUCCAGCAGCGAGGAAAGAAAGCGUUCGAGUGGUAUGGGACCUACCUGAAGCUGUGCGAGGUGCUGCACAAGUACAUCAAACCCAGGGAAAAGGUGCUUGUCAUUGGAUGUGGCAACUCCGAGCUAAGUGAACAACUGUAUGACGUGGGCUAUCAGGAUAUAGUGAAUAUUGACAUCAGCGAGGUUGUCAUCAAGCAAAUGAACGAACGCAAUGCCGGCCGGCGGCCCCACAUGAGUUUCCUGAAGAUGGACAUGACACAGAUGGAGUUUCCUGACGCUGCAUUCCAGGUGGUGUUGGACAAGGGCACACUGGACGCCAUCCUGACGGACGAGGAGGAGAAGACCCUGCAGCAGGUGGACAGGAUGCUGGCUGAGGUUGGCCGUGUCCUGCAGGUGGGCGGUCGCUACCUCUGCAUCUCCCUGGCUCAGGCUCACAUCCUGAAGAAAGCAGUGGGUCACUUCUCUCGGGAGGGGUGGAUGGUGAGGGUACACGAAGUGGCCAGCAGCCGGGAGCAGGUGUUUGAAGCAGAGCCUCAGUUCUCCCUGCCUGUCUUUGCCUUCGUCAUGACCAAGUUCAGGCCAGUCCCUGGCUCUGCCCUUCAGAUCUUUGAGCUGUGCACUCAGGAGCAGGGCAAGCCUGUCCGACUGGAGAGUGCCGAUCGGCUGGCCGAGGCUGUGAGGGAGCGGCAGCACUAUGCCUGGCUGUGCAGCCAGCUGCGCCGCAAGGCCCGGCUGGGGAGUGUGUCUCUGGACUUGUGCAGUGGGGACACUGGGGAGCCACGCUACACCCUCCAUGUGGUGGACAACCCCGCUGUGAAACCAUCGCGGGACAGUCAUUUUGCCAUUUUCAUCAUCCCCCAGGGUCGAGAGACUGAGUGGCUGUUUGGCAUGGAGGAGGGCCGGAAGCAGCUGGCAGCCAGUGCCGGCUUCAGGAGGUUGGUCACAGUGGCUCUUCAUCGAGGCCAGCAGUAUGACAGCAUGGAAAGCAUCCAAGCAGAGCUGUCCACCAGGGUGAUGGAGCUGGCCCCCACCGGGAUGCCUCCCCAGCAGCAGGUGCCCUUCCUGUCUGUGGGUGGGGACAUUGGGGUCCGGACUGUUAAACACCAAGACCACAGUGCCUUGAGUGGUGAGUAUGUUAUUGAGGAUGUGCAAGGGGAAGACAGGCGGUACUUCCGGCGGCUCAUCUUCCUCAGCAACAGGAACGUGGUGCAAUCGGAAGCCAGGCUGCUGAAGGACGUGUCUCACAGAGCCCAGAAGAAACGGAAAAAGGACAAGAAGAAACAGCGACCUGCCGGUACUUCCGAGGACUUCCCCCCUGCCCCAGGGCAGUCCAUUGAUAAAAGUUACCUCUGCUGUGAACACCAUAAAGCCAUGAUUGCUGGCCUGGCCCUGCUGAGAAAUCCAGAGCUGCUCCUAGAGACUCCACUGACACUGUUGGUGGUGGGCCUGGGUGGAGGUAGCCUCCCCCUCUUCAUUCACGAUCACUUCCCAAAGUCCCGCAUCGAUGCUGUUGAGAUCGACCCCUCCAUGUUGGAAGUGGCUACCCAGUGGUUUGGCUUCUCACAGAGUGACCGGAUGAAGGUUCACAUUGCAGAUGGCCUGGACUACAUUACCAGCCUGGCAGGAGGAGAAGCACGACCUCACUAUGAUGUGAUAAUGUUUGAUGUAGACAGUAAGGAUCCAACCCUGGGAAUGAGUUGUCCUCCCCCAGCAUUUGUGGACGAACUUUUUCUGCAGAAGGUCAAAAGCAUCCUGUCUCAUGAAGGUAUUUUUAUCCUUAACCUUGUGUGCCGUGACUUGGGGUUGAAGGACUCAGUGCUGGCUGGACUCAAGGCAGCCUUCCCUCUCCUCUAUGUCCGGCGAAUUGAGGGCGAAGUGAAUGAGAUCCUCUUUUGUCAGCUGCAUUCAGAAGAAAAACUUGCUACACCAGAGCUCCUGGAAAGGGCUCAGGCUUUGGAGAGGACCCUAAGGAAGCCUGGUCAGGGUUGGGAUGACACGUAUGCCCUGUCGGAUAUGCUGAAGACUGUGAAGAUUGUGUGAUCCCUGGGGCCAGGCAGUUCUCUGCUUUCUGUCCAAACUGACUUGAACCCCGGGGCUGCUGGAGGCUGAAGUAUGAUGCACAGUGUUUUUAGAACUCAUGUUUUUCUUGGUUGCACUCUCAGCUCUACUUGAUUCUCACCUUUUAGGAUGGGGGCAGAACCUGAGGUGAUUGGUUUAAUUUUUUUUUUUAAAGUCUGGUUAUGGAAAAACAGUAGGAUUGGUCACCUCUGCUUCUGGAGGCUGAGGGAGGUCCAAGCAAAGAAGUUACAGUUGGUCAUUGUGGCAUUGUGGAUCUUCAGUGUCUGCCCAAAGGUCACAUGUUGAAAGCUGGCUCCCCAGCCCCUGUGGCCCCUUUGGAAGGGGACUUUUUGGAGAGGCUUUGUAGAAGGAAAUUGGGUCACUGGUGUGCCCUUGAAGGGGCUGUUGGCCACUGGCCUUUCUCUUUGCUUUUUGGCUGCUGUCAAGCAAAGAGCUCAUCCCAUCGUACCUUCCCCUCCAUGAUGCCUUGCUUCACCACAGGUCCAGGGACAAGGGGUCUGCCCACUGGUAUCCUGGGGCCUCUCGAAUAAACCUUUCUUCCUUGCAAGUUGGUUCAUCUCAAGUAUUUUUGUAGCAACUGAAAGCUAAGAGUCAGUUUUCAGCUUCGUUUCCUAUACAAAGGAAAUUUACACACCACUGAAGACCAAUAUGUUUUCCAGCUGCUAGCCUUUCACUCAUUCCUUCAUCUGACUCCUUGAACACUUGCCAGCUUCUGCAGAGAAGGUUUUAUGUAUAUAGAGUCACUUCCAUACGUCCCAUCUUUCCCUCUAAAGAACGAUUUCUUUUGCAUUAAUGUCAGUCAAAUGAUGUUGCCAUGUAUAGAUUGCCAGAAAGGUGUCCCCAGUGUGGCUAGGUUUUUUUUUUUGUGAUGAUCCAUAAAUUCCACAUAUGUGUAUGAGGGUUGUGUGUUAAAGUGUUGGCCAAUCACAACACAUUUUGGAGACAUUUAACCUGUGAGCCGGAAAGUUUCAUCUUGGAUCUAAGAGAUCCUGUAGAAGUGCAUGAAAAGCCCACAGAAGGAUGAGAUUGCCAUAGUCUCCACCACACAAGUUCUGUGGCCAUGUGAAACAGUUAAAGUGGACUAUUGCCUCGUAUCCCUCACCGACACCAGUUCUUCAGUGUGCCAGUCUCUCACAUCUUCACUUGCUAUCUGGGUGACUGCCCUCGCCUGUCUUGUAUGAGUAUAGCAACAGUUCUUAUCCUUACUGCACAUUGGCUUGACAUAGUAAGCAGGAUCAUGCUCCCCCAAAGACGGCCGGCUGUGCAGUCGGAAUGUGGAACAGCCUGCUGUAAUGGGGAAUUGAUGUAGCAGGUGGGUUUGAUGACAGAUAAUUUUAAAUGUGAAUGUUAUUUUGGACUAUUGAGGUGAGCCCAGUGGCAUCAUGAGGGUUUUAAAUGGUAGAAUGAGGCAGCAAAGUGAAACAAUGUAAGGAAUACUACAUUGGUCAUUACUGGCCUGGAAGAUGAAAGGAGGCCAGUAGCCAAGGAAUGCUAUUGACCUCUAGAAGCUAGGAAAUGUAAGAAAACUAUCAAGUGUUUCUAAGAAUGAAGCCCUGUGCCCUUCUGUCUCUGGCAUUACUGCAUGCAACUCUGCCAACAACUCAGUUUAGCCAGUGAGAUCCUUUUUUUUUUUUUUUAAUUUUUGAAUUACAGGCUACAAGGUAAUGUUUGGGUUAAUCUAAGCUUGACGUAGUAUGUUACAGGCAGCCCCAGGAAGCUUAUCUGGGUAUCGUUAAAAGUCACUGAGGUUGAAGACUUCGUCUCUGAUUGGACACAGUCUGAGGGAACCAGGAAUGAGUUGCCACAGUGGCCAGCAGCUGUACUGGCUUGUUUUGUGUCAACACAUGCUAAGAGUCAUUAGAGGGAAAGGAGCCUUAGUUGAGGAAAUGCCUCCAUUAAAUCCAGCUGUAAGGCAUUUUCUCAAUUAAUGAUCAAUGGGGGGAGGGCCCAGCACAGUGUGGAUGAUGUCAUCCCUGGGCUGGUGGUUCUGGGUUCUAUAAGGAAGCAGGCUGAGCAAGCCAGUAAGCAGCACCCCUUCAAGGCCUCUACAUCAGUUCCUAUCUCCAAGUUCCUGCCCUGUUUGAGUUCCUGUCCUGACUUCCUUUGGUGGUGAACAGCAAUGUGAAAAUUUAAACUGACUAAAACCCUUUCCUCCCCAACUUGAUUUUUGGUCAGGGUAUUUUGCUGCAGCAGUAGAAAUCCUAACCAAGAUAGCAGCUUAGUUCAGCCAAGUUCAGCUAACACUUGGUAAUUGGUGAAUGUUCCUGUCUCUUGCUAGCCAAGUUCUCAGUUUUACCCCAAGUAGAUGUCCUUUGAGUCAGCUAAGGACACAAGCAGAGUGGAGCGUAUUGUAGAUAGUGGUUUCCUCUGUGAAGCUCCCUGUCCCAGUGUGACUGCAUAUCCCAGUUUGCUUACUAGAGAGUUAGGCUUCUAGCAAACUGCUGUUAGUCCAGUUUCUCUCUGGUAGCACCUUGCUGAUUGGUUCUUACAUAUUUGUUAAAUCAUCAAUAAAAAAAAAU